Molecule: messenger RNA, 1428 nt
Organism: Tetranychus urticae (two-spotted spider mite)
Lineage: Eukaryota; Metazoa; Arthropoda; Arachnida; Trombidiformes; Tetranychidae
Source: RefSeq, a predicted model, not a curated record
AUGGAUGAAUCUAAACCAAUAUUGCCAAACUGGCCUUUCAAAGGUUCACCCAUAUCAUCAACAUCGUCUUCGUGUUCAUCUACCUCAACUAAGCCAGUUUUACCAACUGAGCAAACUAAACUGCCCGUCAAACAGCGUGUUGUUUUUCCUAGUGAUCGUACUAAUACAUCUUUUGGUACUUACAGUGACAAUAUAAACAACAACAAAAGCAACAAAUUUUUCUCUAAUAACUACAAUAAGAACAAAAAUAAUGAUGUUAAAGUUAAAAAACAUGAUCCUGAUAUCGAUGAUAAGCAAGAGUUAAGAGAUGGCUGGGAAUUUGACAGUCAACAUUAUCGUAAUCCAAGUCCACCGAUUGCUGAAAGAAUCAGCAAACCCGAAAAUUUCCAGAAGAGACGACAAGACUAUUCUAACCGUUACAAUGAUAGACGGAAUUAUUCCAAUAAUAAUCACCGGGGUAAUGGUUUCAAUAACUACGCUAAUAGAUCAAAUCAUAAGUCUAACGGCGAUUAUAUACCGGAUAAGAGACGAAGAAAUGACUCUUUUGAAACUAAUGAUACCUUUGACAUAGACUGGUCUGAUUGUAAUUCUACAACAACAAAUAGGACAUUCAACAAAGCAACGGCAGCUACACAGACAUCUCCUAAAGUUCAACAUCAAGCGACACAAUCUAGCCAAGAUUGUUACACAGCAAAUCUUGGACCAAAGAAAACAACCAAGGAUGCAAUACUAAUUGAUAGCUGGGUUAGAUCCCUGCUCGGUAAUAACAUAUCAUAUAAUCAAGAUAAUGGUCAAUCAAAUAAAAAUAUUUUCAGUGCUGAUGCUGGUGUCAGAGGUGAUUCAAAUAUUAAAAAUGGCAAUUCAAGUCGUGCUAACAUUGAUCCUGCAACAGAAGAUUAUUGGGCUGCUGAAUUGAAAGAUAAGGCCCAAGUCAGUUCUCCAAAAAUGGACAAACCUUCAGUUUUUACUAGAUUAGGAAAACCUACAGUUUGUGAAUCAGACAACUUCACAUCACCAGAAACACAUUUCCAGACGGUAAAACAGCUUUACCCUGAAAAAAAUCAGGCUGCUGUUAUCAAACCAUUAUUUAAUGAUCCUCGCGUGAAUCACAAUUCAAUGAAAACGCAGCUACCACAAGAGAUUCCGCCAUCUCAUCAGCUUAAACAACCUCAAAAGUCUAUGCCACCGCCAGUUAUCUCCUCGCAAUCGCAAAAGACAGCUGAGAUUAAUAUAAGAGACCCGAGAAUCAGAAAAAGACUCUGGGAUGCAGUAACCAAUGAGUCUUCGCUGCCUAAACGUCAAAACAUUGAGACUCCAUCGGACUCCAUUCCAUUAAUUCCAUUGAUUCCUUUGGAACUUGUGGAAGAAGUUCAUUCUUCGUGCCAAAAAACCAGUGACAAAAAACCAUUAGUCAUAGAUUUAUCAUAA